This is a messenger RNA of Durotheca rogersii, 1810 nucleotides long. Its product is annotated as sugar transporter. The transcript is spliced from 8 exons. NCBI's taxonomy places the organism in Eukaryota, Fungi, Ascomycota, Sordariomycetes, Xylariales, Xylariaceae. Bases 147 to 1799 code for a protein of 550 amino acids. Gene Ontology annotation, cellular component: membrane. Gene Ontology annotation, biological process: carbohydrate transport; transmembrane transport. The record is from RefSeq and is a predicted model, not a curated record. Gene Ontology annotation, molecular function: carbohydrate:proton symporter activity.
AGGGAGGGGGAGGGAGUAUUCGUCCGCCGAGAGUAGCCAGCAUCCAGCUUAUCGUCAGAGAGCGAAGCUCAACGUUCCGUGGCCUAACACGGACUGAACAAAGGGAGUCUCGCAAGUCGCAGGCCGAGUCUAACCCAAUCCCGGGAAUGGCGCAGGUUCCCGAACGCAGCGGGCCGCCGCCUGGACGGGGGGGCGACGAUGGAAGAGAAAUAAUAGCCCCAGCGCAGACGCAGCACGAGAACACGAGGGAGAGCGAGGGACACAACGCCGAGAAAUGGCCGGGCGGGAGCGACGCUGAGGGCGGUGGACAGUACGCGCAGGUGGACCCGGCUAUCGCCAGCCGCAUCGCGGCGAACGUGGACGACUUUAUGACGCUCGUCAACGAGGCCAACGAGGCCAACGAUAGGGAGCGCGGCAUGGCGCUGUCCCACGCCUUCAAGGUGUAUCCCAAGGCCAUCGCCUGGUCCAUGAUCCUGUCCUCCUGCCUCAUCAUGGAGGGAUUCGGGACGUCGAUCGUCGGCUCCUACGUGUCUUAUCCCCCUUUCCGCGACCGGUUCGGCACCCUAGCCCCCAACGGCGAAUACCAGAUCCCCGCGGACUGGCAGAACGGCAUCGCCGGCGCGACGAACGUCGGUGAAAUCAUCGGUCUGCAGAUCGCCGGCGUCAUGUCCGAACGCUGGGGGUAUCGGUGGACCCUCCUGGCCGCGCUGGUGGGCGUGUCCGGCUUCGUCUUCUUCCCCUUCUUCGCGGAGAGCCUCACCGUGUUCCUCGUCGGCGAGCUGUUCCAGGGCAUGGCCUGGGGCAUUUUCCAGACCAUGACCGUGGCCUACGCCGCCGAGGUCUGCCCCGUGCCCCUGCGCCACUACCUCACCAGCUACGUGAACCUCUGCUGGAUCAUCGGGCAGUUCAUUUCCGCCGGCGUGCUCGCCGGUCUGAACACGCGAAUGGACGAGUGGGGAUACAAGAUCCCGUUCGCCCUGCAAUGGAUCUGGCCGAUCCCUAUCGCCAUCGGCACGUAUCUCGCGCCAGAGUCUCCUUGGUGGUGCGUCCGGCACGACAAGAAAGAGGAGGCCCAAACUUCCUUGAAGCGACUGGCUAGAAGCUCGGGGUUCUCGCAGCGGGAAGCAGACGCCGCCAUGGCAUUGAUGGUGUACACGGACGAAAUGGAGAAGCAGGUCUCCGAGGGGACGAAGUACUGGGAUUGCUUGCGCGGUAUCGACCUCCGGCGCACCGAGAUCGUCUGCUGCACCUGGCUCGCGCAGGCCAUGUCCGGUACGGCGAUCGGCGGCCUCUCGGCCUACUUCUACCAGCAGGCGGGCAUUUCGGACUCGAACUCGUUCAAGCUCGGGUGGGGCCAGAGCGGGCUCAACGCCGUCGGGACCAUCGCCAGCUGGUUCAUCCUCAACUUGGUCGGGCGGAAGACGCUGAUGCUGGGCGGCAUGAUGGUCAUGUUCGUCCUUCUCAUCAUCACGGGCUUCAUGGGGAUCCGCGAGACGCCGAGCACAGCGGAAGCGUGGACGGCGGGCACGAUGGUGCUGCUGCUGAGCGCGACGGCCAACUUCUCGGUCGCCCCCGUCGUCUACACCAUCGUCUCCGAGGUCCCGUCGACCCGCCUCCGCUCCAAGUCCAUCAUCCUCGCCCGCAACGCCUACAACGCCAUCAACAUCGCCUUCGUCAACGUCGUCUCCUACCGCCAGCUCAACCCUGCCGAGUGGAACUGGGGCGCCAAGGCCGCCUUCUUCUGGGCCGGCACCAACGCCAUCUUCACCGCCUGGGUCUACUUCCGGAUGCGUGCGUAACCCUUAUCCCC